GGGAAACGUAAAGCGUUAAUACUGUGACGUCACAUUAGUAAAGCAUAAUAUAUUUUAGUACAGACGUAUAGGCCACUGAGGAAGCGUGACUGUCUGUAUCAUCUUUCGAAAGUGUCGAUUAAAUAAUAGUGCUAAAUAAUAAAAACAUAUAAAGGAAUAGGAGAAGAAUCUAUUUAUAAAUUGGAUAAUAUGACGUCCAAUAAUUAUGAGCCUCGUGUUGAAUUUCUUGAGAAGGUGCUUAAAAGAGUUUUCAGAUUCCCUUUUCCAAAUCCCAUUAAUCCUGAGAAGAAUAACAAUGGUAAGACGAUCUACGGAAACAGUUUAAGGCGAACAAAUCCUACAAUAAAAAUUCAUUGUCCCUUUGACACAACCGCAAUAGUCCUCGUUUCUUGCAUCACAGACGACGUCAACGGGAAACACAUGCCUCACCCACAUAGAAUUGUGAGUCAUCCAGACUGUAAGAAUGGAGUCUGUGUAGUGAAUGGGAGUAUAAAAAACGGUGAGGCAGUUAUGGUAUUCAAGAAUAUUGCAUUACUGCGAACUUUUAGAGAAGAUGCCUUGGAAGAGUUACAGAAAAGAAGGGAAUUUGUAAAAACAAUCGGUGCCGAAUGCAAUCUUUUUAGAGGAGAGAACAUCGAAGCCUCAAUGUUUAAUAUGCAUUCGAUUAGAAUUUGUUUUCAAGUAUUGUUGAAAAUGGGAGAUCGUUACAUGGAAUUGGAACCUUUAAUAAGUGAACCGCUUAUUGAUCCUCUAGCUACUAAUCUAAAUAUCCUUGAAAUGUGUCCGAAUGAGGGCAGAAUAAAUUGGGCGACAAAAAUAAUGCUGGUUAUAAAGAAUAUUAAGAACACGGAGAGGAUUAGUGUAAUAUUUGUAGAUACGGAUUCUAAUGAGUUCCCCGCAGUGAUGGAACAGACUCAGCCCUUUGUCUUGUCUAAUGGCUUUGGUGUACUUAUAUGUUACACGCCAAAAAUCUUACCCAAAGAUUCUUGUAUGUGCAGCGAGUUUGCAGUAAAAGUGAGAUCAAAUACCGGAGAAACUCUUUCUGAGAAUAUGCGCGGUUUUGUGUUAAGAAGAAUUGAAUAUCCCGAUUCAGGUAAGGUGCAUAUUUUUUAG
Messenger RNA from Pieris rapae (cabbage white), 1113 nucleotides. Its product is annotated as embryonic polarity protein dorsal. Gene Ontology annotation, molecular function: DNA binding; DNA-binding transcription factor activity. Gene Ontology annotation, biological process: inflammatory response; response to cytokine; non-canonical NF-kappaB signal transduction. The record is from RefSeq and is a predicted model, not a curated record. The transcript has 8 exons. The coding region runs from base 190 to 1113 and encodes 307 amino acids. Gene Ontology annotation, cellular component: cytoplasm. NCBI's taxonomy places the organism in Eukaryota, Metazoa, Arthropoda, Insecta, Lepidoptera, Pieridae.